GGCAUUUCAGAACUGAAGUUGAGCCAGCCGAGCAGCAAAACAGACUGGGACUGAGGCUUUGCUUGCCAAUAUCCCAGUGGCUGGAGAUUCAAGUUCCGCUGUUAUCCACUUUGAUUUCUUGGAUUUCCUUGAAUCGAAGCAACAUAAAAGGUCAAUAUGGCCAUGCCAGAAAAAUCAAUUUGUACCAAUCCAAGUGAGAAUUUCCGUAAUUUCCCUGAGAUUAUUGAACUUAAUGUAGGUGGUCAGGUUUAUAUAACUCGCUACCCUACUUUGGUCAGCAUUCCUGGUUCCCUGCUCUGGGAAAUGUUCAAUGAAAAGAAUCCUUGCUCCCUGAUUCAAGACAGCAAAGGAAGAUUCUUCAUAGAUCGAGAUGGUUUUCUCUUUCGCUAUGUGCUAGACUACAUGAGAGAUCUGCAAGUCAUUCUUCCUGACCAUUUUCCAGAGUGUGGUCGUCUCCAGAGGGAAGCAGAAUACUUCAAGUUGCCAGAACUGGUCAAGAUGUUGGCUCUUAAAAUAAACAAGCUCAACUCACCUGGCAAUGACCUAUGCCAAAGUGACCUAGAAGAGUUGUCUCCCAGCAUUGACACUGUGCUUAAUCUCUCUUCAAGUAAUACCAUCCCAAUUACUGGCCCUGAUAGCAACCUAGCUGUGAAAAUGGCCACUGGUUCUGAUCUCAAGAAGGCAGGCUUCAUCACAAUUGGUUAUCGAGGCUCUUAUACUCUGGGUCGGGAUAGUCAAACAGAUGCCAAAUUCCGCCGUGUGGCCCGAAUCAUGGUGUGUGGUAAGAUCUCACUGGCCAAAGAAGUGUUUGGAGAUACACUGAAUGAGAGCAGAGACCCUGAUCGUCCUCCUGAGCGAUAUACUUCACGUUACUACCUCAAGUUCACUUUUCUUGAACAAGCCUUUGACAAACUAGCUGAUGCUGGCUUCCACAUGGUAGCAUGCAACUCCACUGGCACCUGCACUGUGACACAUGACCAGACUGAUGACAAGAUCUGGACCUCUUACACUGAGUAUGUUUUCUAUCGUGAGUGAUGCUUUUUAAAAAAAUCACCCAGAAAAUACAAACCAAUAGAGUACUUUUUUCUCUCUCUUUCUAUUCUCAUGCCAACUAUGUCCUUUAUAAAUGCACACAUUAAUCACUCUUAGGUGUUGAGUCUAAUUUGGAGCAAUGACACUCCCUUCACGAUAACCAGUAGAGCCUUUUUUUUUUGGUAUUGUCCUUCUUACAUGUCAUCCCAUUCUAUGUAUAUGGCUUCCAACCUCUCUUAGAUUGUGGAUGGAUGCAAUUGAAGGAAAAUAUUUGAUGUGUAGACAUAUGUACAUACACAUGACUCUAGAUAUACAGGCAUAUUUUUUUGGUGAAGACAAAUUAAGUAGAGCCACAAGAUUUAGUUGCUUGAGAAAUGCUGAGACACCAUUUCCAAAGUGUUUCUUAGCACCAUAUUUUAAACUUGCUUACUACUCUGUGUUAUUUGUAUUUCUGUAUUGCUCCUUCUGAGCUAGAGGUUACUAUAGGAAAUGUGAAUGCAAUUUUUAAACUGUAAAUACACACACAUACAUACACACACACUCACACAUGCACACACAUUGCACACAUACACACAAAUUGCUAUCAUAUUAUCAGCCUGAGUGGAAAAAAUUGACAACAGCCUUCCAGGAGGUUCAAAGAACGGUCAAGUAAUUGUAAAAUUAUCAAUUACUUUUAAUAGAAAGUGAGUAAAGAGGGAGCAAUUAUGUAAGUAAUUAUUUCCAAGAAUAAAAGGCUUGACACUUGAAUUGCUUUUACUUAAAAAAGAUAGGGAAGAUGAGUAUCAUGGAUUUUACUCAGGCAUAUGCAUGCAUGCCAUUGUCAAAGACUAUCUUGAAGUAUCUGCUCUGUUCAUUAGAAUUGAAAUGAAAGCUUUUGUAGGCAAGGAAAAGUAUAAGUAAAGACUGCUUUAUGCAAAUACAUAUAUAUUUUAGUUUUGUUUUCACUGGUCAAAUAAUUGGAUGGGUAUGUCUGCUGUUACCUUUUGUCUUAAUAAGAAGUGUGUCUUUUGUGUUUUCAUGUGUGUGUACACACACGAGCAUGUUUGUAAUCUGGGAGUGGAAGUGAAAGAAGAGGGGGAAAAAGGGAAGAGAA
Messenger RNA from Dipodomys ordii (Ord's kangaroo rat), 2125 nucleotides. Its product is annotated as BTB/POZ domain-containing protein KCTD12-like. The transcript has 3 exons. The record is from RefSeq and is a predicted model, not a curated record. Bases 157 to 1035 code for a protein of 292 amino acids. Gene Ontology annotation, molecular function: protein binding. Lineage: Eukaryota; Metazoa; Chordata; Mammalia; Rodentia; Heteromyidae. Gene Ontology annotation, biological process: protein homooligomerization; regulation of G protein-coupled receptor signaling pathway.